ACACAAGUGGCGUACAAAGUUUCCGAGACUCCAUGUGAGCCCAACACUCCUGUCCCGUCGUCAUCGUGUUUUCUUCGGGCUUUAAAUUUUAGCUUUUGUAGGUCUUUUGGAUAACUUCAGUUGAAGGGAAAGCAGAGGACUUGGCCGACUGCGACUGCUGGAUCCUAGAAGCGGCGCGUCACUGUGAUGGAGACCGUCCGCUCGCUGGCGUUGCUGUGCGCACUGUGCUGCGCAUUGAUGCGGUGCGGGCUGGCUUCUCGGAUGAAGCCCCCUGCGCUUCCCAUCCAGUCGGAGAAGGAGGCCCCCCCGUCCAAAGGAGCGUCAGGCUGCUCAUUCGGAGGAAGGUUUUACUCUUUGGAAGAUUCAUGGCAUCCAGAUCUGGGAGAGCCUUUCGGAAUCAUGCACUGUGUCCAAUGCUACUGCGAGCCGCAAAGAAACCGUCGUGGAAAAGUAUAUGGGAAAGUGAGCUGUAAAAACAUCAAGCAGGACUGCCCAGAACCCAGCUGUGAAGAUCCCGUUCUUCUGCCAGGGAGAUGCUGUAAGAUCUGCCCCAAAGGAGAAGAGGAGAAGAAGCAGGUAGAGUCUGUGUUCGACGGACUGGAGUAUCUACAGGAGAAGGAUGACGACUUACACAAGUCCUAUAAUGACCGCUCGUACCUGAGCUCUGAGGACAUGCUGCCUGGGGAGAGCCGGACAGAUUUUGUGGCGCUGUUGACGGGAGUGAUGGAUACCUGGCGACCCAGUUCUAGUGGUGUGGGCCGGGCCCGUUUGUCCUUGUCACGAAACAACCUAGUCUUCUCGAUCACCUUCAAGAGAAUGGCACGACCCAGUCGAGUUCUAUUCCAGGACAAUGAUGGAAACACUGUGUUCCAGUUCAGGGUACCAAGGCCGGAUUCGACACAGUCCAAUAUGGUGUGUGGAGUGUGGAAGAACCUCUCCAAGUCUCAGGUACGUCUGCUGCAGGCAGAGCAGUUGCGGAUCUCCAUGGCGACCGGAGGCAGCCGGCAGGACGAGAUCCAGGGCAAAGUCAUCAAGCACCGGGCGCUGUUUGCAGAAACCUUCAGCUCCAUGUUAACAUCUGAAGAAGAACAUUCUGGGAUGGGGGGGAUUGCCAUGCUGACCCUUAGCGACACGGAGAACAACCUCCACUUCAUUCUUUUGUUUCAGGGGCUGCUGGAAAACCAUGAAACAGAGCACCCUCUAGUGCCCAUCCGGGUGCAAUUGCAGUACCGCCACCACGUGCUGAGGGAGAUCCGUGCCAACGUGACCGCCUAUGACCCGGACUUCGCAGAAGUCCUGGCGGAUCUCAACAGCCGCGAGCUCUUCUGGUUGUCCCGUGGACAGUUGGAGAUCGCUGUAGAGACCGAGGGGCGCAACCCACGCCGCAUCUCGGGAUUCAUCACCGGCAGGAAGUCAUGUGACACGAUCCAGAGCGUCAUGUCCAGUGGUCACGCCCUGACUCCCGGCACGACCGGCAGCGUGGGCUCCGCCGUCUUCUCUCUCCAUGACAACGGGUCCCUGGAUUACCACGUGCAGGUGCUAGGCGUGUCCAGUCAGGUGGUGGGUGUGACCAUCGAGAUGAAACCACGGCGACGGAACAAGCGGAGCGUGCUGUACGACCUGAGCAGCGACUAUGCGGGGGGCCGCGCACAUGGCAGCUGGAGUCGCAUGGAAGCGCGCCACAUCCAUAUGCUGCUGCAGAAUGAGCUGUUCAUCAAUGUCGCUACCGCACACCACCAGGAGGGGGAGCUCCGGGGGCAGAUCCGCACCCUGCUGUACACUGGCCUUGACACGCCCCGUCACGAGCUCCCUGUUCCGCUGGCGGGACAGUUUGUGUCCCCCCCCGUGAGCACCAGUGCUGGGGGCCAUGCCUGGGUGUCUGUGGAUGACAGGUGUCACCUGCACUACGAGAUCGUGGUGGCUGGACUCAGCAAAAGUGACGACGACUCUGUCAACGCCCACCUCCAUGGAUUGGCCGAGAUUGGUGAGCUGGAGAGUAGCAGCCCCGCCCACAAGCGACUGCUCAUGGGGUUCUAUGGCUCUCAGGCCCAGGGCAUCUUGAAGGACCUGAGCCAUGAACUUCUUCAGCAUCUGGAUGAAGGAACUGCCUUCAUUCAAGUCAGCACCAAGAUUAACCCUCGAGGAGAGAUCCGGGGGCGGGUCCAUGUGCCCAACAGCUGCCGGUAUGGGAGCAGGGCAGAGACGGAUGAGGCGGAGUUCGACGACCUGCUGUUUGUGCAGGACCCCGAGGAGCUGAAGAAGGACCCCCACACCUGCUUCUUCGAGGGCGAGUAUCACGCCCACAACUCACACUGGACGCCCCAUUACAACAACUGCUUCAGCUGCAGCUGUCAGAAAAAGACAGUGAUCUGUGACCCCAUCCUCUGUCCGGUUCUCACCUGCCCGCGGACCAUCCAGCCCGACGACAAGUGCUGCCCCAUCUGUGACGUACAAAGGAGGGAGAUAGUGCCCCCAGAGGUCCCGGAGAGAGCCGACGAGCAUCCAGAAGGCUGCUACUUCGAAGGUGACCAGAAGAUGCAUGCCCCCGGUACCACAUGGCAUCCGUUUGUCCCACCAUUUGGGUACAUCAAAUGUGCCGUGUGCACCUGUAAGGGCUCUACAGGAGAGGUGCACUGUGAAAAGGUGACCUGCCCCCCCCUCCCUUGCAGCCAGCCUGUGCGCCGCAGCCUCUCUGAUUGCUGCAAGGUGUGCCCUGACGAGCCACGCCCCCUGGAGCUCCGCUCUGCCCCCGAUCAUGGCGAGCUCAUGCAGGCCGAUGGAGCACGCGACUGCAAGUUUGGCAAGAGUUUCUACCAAAACAGCGAACACUGGCACCCGUGGGUCCCCCUGAUGGGUGAGAUGAAGUGCAUCACCUGCUGGUGUGAUCACGGCGUGACCAAGUGUCAGAGGAAGCAGUGUCCCAUCCUGACCUGCAGCCAGGUCAUCAGCCGGGAGGGGCGCUGCUGUCCCGAGUGCCGAGAUGUGCUCAACAAGGAGGAGGUGGAUCUGAUGAAACUUCCAGAAAAGAAGAAGAGCUGGAGACACUGAGGAACAGCGUGGCACCCCCCCCUCCCCCCCCCACCCCGCCAGCAUGCACAGAAGGAGUGGAAGACGGGCGGGCAGAGGGGGCAGAGGAAGGCAUGGGACUGAGCUACAAUGGAGCACCGACAGCUCGUGCAAAGGGAACCGAUGCUUUACUCGUACUUUUUCCGGAGAGUUUCCUUCACAUUGUUACCUUUUCACUCUGCACCUUGUGACGACUGUUCUUUUAUGUCACCUAACUGCCACCCAUGAUUGCACCACCUUCUGGUCAGAGCAGGACAAUGCAAAGAGCGAAUGUGGCCUCUGGAUAGUAAACAUGGCUUCCAUAUGGAGGCAAUACUGAGGCGCGAAGCGGACCUCGAUGGGGCACUGAUGGGGGACUGGGCCCCUCCUGCGGAUCUCUGUGGAGCUUCAGAGUCCUCCCAGGCAGCUGGCCAGGGCUCAGCAAGUGGGCUGGGGCUUCAGUAAGUGAGCACCUAAGUAACCCAUCGACCAUUUUUGCACAGUGGAUAUUGGAUUUACGUCAAUGCAUAAGGAAUGUCCUGUCCUGCACCAAACACAGAAAGCCACUAGGAGGGGAGCGUGAGCGAAAGAGAGCUCUUAUGAAACGCUGAUGCUCGGCCUAUUGGGGGAAGCCGAAGAGUGGGGACGUGGCCUAACAGGGGUCAAUUGUGAUGUGGGGGCGUGGCCUAACAGGGAUCAAUUGUGGUGUGGGGGCGUGGCCUAACAGGGAUCAACUGUGAUGUGGGGGCGUGGCCUAACAGGGAUCAAUUGUGAUGUGGGGGCGUGGCCUAUCAGGGAUUAAUUGUGGUGUGGGGGGCGUGGCCUAACAGGGAUCAAUUGUGGUGUGGGGGCGUGGCCUGACAGGGAUCAAUUGUGAUGUGGGGCAUGGCCUAAUAAUGAUCACUGGUGGUUGAGGGGCAUGGUCCAGCACAGAUAGAUUGUGGGGAGUUGGCAUGGUCUAGCAGGGAUCAAUGGAAGUUGGGGUGUGGUCUUACUGGGAUUCAUGGAAGAAAGUGGGAGUGCGGUCUACCAAAGAUCAACAGUGUUAUCUGUGUUCUCUUAUUAAUGUAUAUUAUUAUUAUUUUUCUUAUUAUUAUGAAACUUUGCAUAUUUUGUAUUUAUUGAAUGUGUGGAAAAGUUAAUAAAAAACAGAGAAUUGAAGG
Brienomyrus brachyistius is the source of this 4208-nucleotide messenger RNA. It is a transcript of the gene chrd, whose product is annotated as chordin. Gene Ontology annotation, molecular function: protein binding. Gene Ontology annotation, biological process: multicellular organism development. The transcript has 22 exons. Lineage: Eukaryota; Metazoa; Chordata; Actinopteri; Osteoglossiformes; Mormyridae. The coding region runs from base 187 to 3048 and encodes 953 amino acids. The record is from RefSeq and is a predicted model, not a curated record.